Rotaria sp. Silwood2 is the source of this 1014-nucleotide messenger RNA. NCBI's taxonomy places the organism in Eukaryota, Metazoa, Rotifera, Eurotatoria, Philodinida, Philodinidae. The record is from the annotation of a GenBank genome assembly.
AUGUCAGUCUUUGAAGCAGUUCUUCAAAUAAAAUUUUGGAGUCCAAUUAUUUCAUUUUUAAUCGGAGCCCCAGCGGCGCUUCUCAAUGUGAUAAUAUUCAUUGGUAUAAAGGCAUUUCGUCGAUCUCCGUUGGCUUUUUAUGUUGUGGGACAAUCAUUAUCCGAUCUGACCGUCUUACUGAUCAUGUUGCUUCAAAUAGCUCCACACAUGUCACAAUCGGCUUCAUCCAUUGCUUGUAAAUUAACAGUGUUUUUUAUUCAAAUAGCAGUGGCUGUUGCUAUGAGUUUCCUUUGCUUGUGUGCAUUUGAUCGCUGGGCAUGUACGUCUCAAUCUGUUCGAAUACGUCAAUUGAGUUCGAUUGCUGCAGCUCGUCGUCUCUUUCCUAUUCCAUUUAUUUUUUGGUCAAUUUCCAAUAUUCCUUUUCUUAUUUAUUGUGAUCUUGUACCACCGAAAUUCGCUUGCUGGUUCACAAAUGAUCGUUUUAUGCGAAUAGGAACUCUUGUUUUGUCUCCAAUCCUCACUAUUUUUUUUCCUCUAACUGUUCUAAUACUGUUUGGACUGUUGACGUAUCGUAAUAUUCGUCUUACAACUCAUGUUCGUCAACAAGCAAAUCAAACGUGUUUGUCAACGUGGGAACAACAAAUGACACGAAUGAUGUUAGCUCAAACUCUUCUAAGCAUUUGUUGCACACUUCCUCGAGCAGUUUUCGUCAUUUAUUCGAUUGCUACAAUCGGAGAGGAUACAACGAGAAGUUUUGAUCAAUUGUCUAUUGUACUUCUCGUCGAUUAUUUGACUGUCUGUAUUAUUUCUGCGAAUUUCACAUCAUCUUUUUACAUAUUCCUUCUUUCAUCACCGCGUUUGCGACAAACUAUUCAAGUGUAUUUGAAACGCUGUUUCAAUGCGGAGCACCGACAAACAGCUCCAACAAACAUAUCACUCACAGCACAAACACUUACUGGUCGUCAAACUAGAGGAGGCAACGUUCACCCGGCCAUUCAAAAUAAACAAUUUUGA